AGCCAAUUUGGCUCAAGUCUCAAGCCAUUUUGGCCGAAGAGUGAUGUACCAAGCUGUGGCAAGAUCGCAACCUCGCGUCCGAACAGGAUGUCCGUUUUAUUCCCCUCAGGAGUGGUGGUGAGGUCGAAGGCAUUCGCCCGUGCAAGACACUUCCCACCCGCUUGGUUCUUGGCACUUCUCGCGUCGGUCGCGAUCCCGUCAUGGCGACUCCUUGCGCUUUGCUUGAGACGGGGAUACCGCGGACACCUCUGGCAUUGCCUCCGGACCUGCAUGUGCGGUCUGAUCGGCAAGAAGAUGUGCAUAGAAAAGAGAGAAGUCGAUCCGUUCGUGCGGGAGCCGUUCGAAAAGUUGUACGAGUUGCACCGGCACGUUGCGACCAGUACUUUCGGACGGGUGUACGAGUGCCGCCAGAAGAAUGGCAUAGUCACGGAAUCCAAGGGUGGUUGCAUGCUCCUCGUAAAGAUGGUCCCCAAGGAGGCGCACCCUCUGAUCAGAGAGGCCACCACCAGUGCGCGGAAGCGUGUUUCCAUCAACGGUGAUUUCUCCAGAAUUGUAGAGCACACGACAGAAGAUAGGCCGGAAGAGGCGAUCGAAUUCCGCAACUACAUGUCCCAGUUGUUGCGACUGGACCAUCGACAUGUUGUGAGAUAUCAGCAGUUUGUUGCAGAUUGCACGAACUUCUAUUUCGUCAUGGAGCGGUGCCAUGGUGUCGAGCUCGUGGAGCAUCUGUUGAUCGAGCGCACGUGGUGUGAGUCGAUGGGUCGAGCGAUCAUCAGGCAGACCCUCGAGGCCCUGCGCUACAUCCACGACGACAUCGGCCUUGUGCAUCGCGACGUGAAGCUCGAAAAUCUGAUGGUCCAGCGCUUGGGCGCCGAGCCGGGCACUCGUUGCGACGUCAAUCUGAAGCUUGUUGACUUUGGCCUCGGCUGCCAGUUGGCCUCCGCCAGCGGGACCGUGGGCACGCCGGGCUACAUCGCCCCAGAGUGCUUCGCCCGCCGCGGCUCCUACGGAGCCAACGCGGACGUCUUCUCGGCUGGCGUUGUGCUGUACAUCCUCUUCACGGGCUCCCCGCCUUUCCGGGCGCCCGUCAACAUUCGGCACAUCUCGGAGCACUUGAAGACGGUGUGGGACGGCCCGGACGUGAGCCUGACCACGUCCAAAGUCAGUCAGAGCGGCUGUGACCUGCUCGAUUCCAUGCUGUUGCCCAACCCUGCAUCGCGCAUCAGCUCAGCAGAGGCUGUGCAGCACCCCUGGUUCCAGAUGGACCUGGGCUGCGACGAGCGUGUCCUGUGGCACUCCAGCGCCAGCGAGGUGCAGUUCCUCAAGGUAAUGGGCAUGUGGAGCGGCAGCGGCUCGAAGAGCAGCUCGACGAUUGGCAGAGGGCACUCGUUGGACAAGAUCCAGGAGUCGGCCGGAGGCGAUGAGGAGGAGUUACUCGAAGCCCUUUGCAGCAGCGUUGUGCAUAUGAUGCCCACCGCGGUUUGCGUGGCAGACCCAACCAAAGGCGAUUGCCCCAUCGUCGCAGUUUCCAGGGGCUUCACUGCCCUCACUGGCUUCAGGGAGGAUGACAUAGUGGGGAGGAAUUGUCGCUUCUUGAGCGCAAAGCGGACGAAGGAGGUGUUGCCUGAGACGCGCGAGGGCAUGAGACGGGCAACCCGUGAACACACCCCUUUCCUGGGCGUGGUCCCCAACUGUAGAGCAGACGGCUCGAAUUUCAGCAAUCUUCUCCACAUCUCCCCGCUGGAUAUAGGCUCAAAGGUUUUCCUGCUCGGGGUGCAGAUGAAGGUUGAAGAGGGCACUGUAUUUGAAGAGGAGCGGCAUCGCAGGGAAGCCCUGGACGUCGUGCGCAAGGCUCACGGUGCAAUCCGCCACUGGAUCCGCAGCUCGCAGGGUCGUUUCGCUGCCCGGAAGCUUGUCGAGGUGAGCGUACACUCGCCGAAGAAGCCCAGAAGCGUGCCCGAGAGCUUCGAGAUUAGACGCGCGGACUCUUUUUAGGUUUCAAGUUAUUUGUGGCUACUCCCCGGGAGUCCCCUUCGACCUGACAGUACCUCCAACGGAGCUCCUCCUGGGUGUCGACGCCCACCACUCAACUUCGGAGUCUCUGGGCUUCUCCUGUAGUGCGUGUAUAACGUAACCAGCGAUUGGGUCCCCUGGCCUGGGAGCCCCCACUUUUGCAAAACUCCCCCACCCACUCUGCGCCAGGCGGCAGUCCCCAGGGCCAGCGGGCCGUUUUCACGGCCUUUGGAGGGGCCCCCCAGAGACCUCCAGGGCGGCUCCAGUGGGCGCCAAGAGGCCGCCAAUGGACCGACCUGGCCAAGGAGGCUCUUGGAUGGCGUCAAGCUGACCAGAAGAGAUCACAAGGACCGCGCGAGCGAG
Molecule: messenger RNA, 2376 nt
Organism: Prorocentrum cordatum
Lineage: Eukaryota; Dinophyceae; Prorocentrales; Prorocentraceae
Source: the annotation of a GenBank genome assembly